UACUCGCCAUUUGGUCACUGAGUCUGUGUGGCGCACUAUGAGCAAAUACGAUGCUAAAAAUUGCGAAUUUUCACUCUGUAAACGUAUUUUUUUCUACAAUCAAACAGCAAAGUAGCAAAAAAACAAAGAAUCUUUUAACACCCAAUUUUUCUUCGUUUACACUCUGUAAAAAACAAUAAAUACAAUGGUUUCAACUUUCUGUUAUGUUUUACUACCAGUUGUCUUUAUAAUCGGUCUUCUUCGAAAAUGUCGAGAAUACUCCUGGGGAAGAUACAAAGACAAGGAGGUGGAUUUGAGUGAUCGAGUUUUUAUUGUAACCGGUGCAAAUUCCGGCAUUGGCAAAGAAACAACAAGGGAAUUAGUAAAACGAAAGGCAAAAGUUAUUAUGGCAUGCAGAAAUAUGGAAAAUGCCAGAAAAGCAAUUGAUGAUAUACGCACACAAGUAACUUCUGGAGAAUUGAUUCCAAUGGAACUGGAUCUUAGUUCUCUGAAAUCGGUCCGUAAUUUCGCUACUCAAGUUUUGAACGACUUUCCCAAAAUUAAUGUUUUAAUUAACAACGCCGGAGUCUAUGUGCCUUUGAAAGAACAUGCUUUUACGGAAAAUGGUUUUGAGAUUCAUUUUGGAAUUAAUCACUUGGGUCACUUUUUACUCACCUAUUUAUUGUUGGACAAAUUAAAAGAAAGUGCUCCCAGUAGAAUUGUAAUAGUUACUUCAAAACUUCUCGAAUCUGGAACAAUCGAUUUUGACAAUUUAAACGGAGAAAAAGGAUUGACGACCGAGGGACGCAUGAAUCCAAGUUAUUGCAAUUCAAAAUUAGCAAAUGUCUAUUUUGCUAUUGAUUUGGCGAGAAGAAUGAAAGACACCGGAGUUUCUGUUCAUAGUGUUUGUCCCGGUUUCACUUACACAGGAUUAUUCAGACACGUUAAACGAAGUUGGCUACACUACAUUAUAUUUUCGCCAAUUGCACUGUUGUAUCUUCGAACUUCAAAUCAGGGAGCACAAACUAUUGUAUACUGUGCAUUAAGUCCUACUUUGGAAAACGAGAGUGGAAAUAUUUACAGAGACUGUAAUUUAUACGAACCGAAGAAAAUUUUAGAUCCUGAGAUUGCAACAAAACUUUGGGACGUGAGUGCAAAACUCACGAAAAUCACUAAUUAGAAUUUGGAAAAAGUGAAAGCACAAAGUGCACAGAGAAUACAAAGACUUAGAGACUUUAGUGCACUAAAAUACGUACAAACUUAAUUUUUUCUUUACUUAAACUGACAUUUACAAAAAAAAAAAAAAAUCAUUCUUGCGUGAUAAUGGAGUACCUUAAAUUUUCUAAGGACUUUUUUUCUAAAUGCGAAUAAUAUCAAAUAACUUACAAACUUCGCGAUAUAUUACAGAAUUUAUUUACGAUAUUGAAUUCUCAUUCAAUUGGUCCAAGUGUAAAUACACAAUUCAAAUAUGUUUA
Leptopilina heterotoma is the source of this 1454-nucleotide messenger RNA. RefSeq names its product retinol dehydrogenase 14-like. The record is from RefSeq and is a predicted model, not a curated record. The transcript is spliced from 4 exons. The coding region runs from base 185 to 1159 and encodes 324 amino acids. NCBI's taxonomy places the organism in Eukaryota, Metazoa, Arthropoda, Insecta, Hymenoptera, Figitidae.